Messenger RNA from Paramuricea clavata, 2672 nucleotides. NCBI's taxonomy places the organism in Eukaryota, Metazoa, Cnidaria, Anthozoa, Malacalcyonacea, Plexauridae. The record is from the annotation of a GenBank genome assembly.
AUGGGAGACAUUUGGUUUUGCGCUCUGAUUAUUAUAUUUGCAUAUUUUGCGCAAUUUGUUGCGCAUGAGCAAACGCGCGUUACAUUGGUUCCGUUAUCUGGAAACGCAUUUAAUGAUAAUUUUUCUGCCGAAGAAUUAAAGAUGGUACCACCACAAAGUGGACGAAAAGGGUUGACAACGAAAGGCUCAGGUCCAGGAAUGAAUUUGCGCGGUGAAAAGCGCUAUCAAACUCGUGAGUAUAUAUUUAUAAACUUGUUCUUUUCGGGCUGAGGUUUAUUGAAAUCGCCUCUUUUUGUGUCUGAAAAACACUUCGGGAUUUCGAUUGUUCUCUUUUCUCGUUUGAUAAUGGUCGCCUGUAUUUUCUGGAUGUAUUUCCUUCGAGACCAACUGAAAUUUUAGUCACGAAAGGACUGAUUAAAAAACACGGUAAGAGUGCAACAAUGAAACACAGGGUUUUCACCACCGUAGACCAGUUUAAUUCUUGUUGAAUAUUUUUUAGUAAAUUGUGAAACAAGUGGUCGAACUACUAUGGCAAGUCAUAGAGCGAAUUCUAGUUUUGAUACAACGGUAUGGGCGUUUGGUGCUGCCUAUCUUACUUGGAGUAAUAUGAAGUCUAUAAUUGGGUUAUUUCUUUAUGGUUACAUCUUGAAAUUUGCCCUUGAAAUAUUACGAGACUGCAGGUAAGCAAACGCUACGACUGAUUUUGAUGGUCUUUGAUGACAACUGUAACCUUGUAACUGUAAACCUUAACUGACUUCAUUUACACUUGAUAACCUUAACUAUAAUCUUAUCAUUUCUAAGCCUGUUCUUCCUUAGAGACCCAGUGAGAAUCAUUUCUUAUAUAUCUAGUGUUGUCACAGGAGAAGACCAGGGGAAACGUGUUGGGUUUGGUGGGGUCAAAUUGGAAGAAAUCCUUACAUGAAAUUACAGUUGGGCAACAGCUGCUUGCUGUAGUAAUCGAAGAGAUGGUGUCAUAUACAACCAAGUGCGCCAUGCACAAACUAUUCGUCAAGCCCAUUACAAACAGAACAAAACAGAAAUAAUGAACAACUACUCGCAUUCAUAUUUGUUAUAUUUCAUGAUCAAUUCUAUUCAAUCUGCAGAUCUAUUGAUACGAAUAUUGGGAAUGAAGAAAACCUGCACCCACUUGCCCAAUUGAAAAAAAGUUUAUCCCAUCUGAAAACCUUACUCACAAAAGAAGACAACAGCCUCAGACCUAAAGAUCCACACUCACACAAAACGACUGACAUCAUCAACUGCUCUGAUUUCGCGUCCGAAUCUAGCAUCGAAAUAUCUGAAUCGGAGGAAAGCUCUGUUCUCAUAAUACCGCACUUGUCUAGUAGUCAGACUAGCUCGAGCUCAUUAACAUCCACUGCGUCAUAUGUGCGCAAAAGCGGGAUAUUGGCAUCUACUGCGUCAUUUGUGCGCAAAAGCGGGGGAUGUUUUGGGCUGAUCUAUGAUUUUAACUGUUUCCCACUAUAUAUAUACUCAUCACCAAAUUUGAACCAAAAUUCAGACGACGCUUUUGGCGAGGUCUUUCUACAACGUCCAUCCAUGCGGAAUAGUUGGUUAAUAGCGCAGUCCAUUCCUAGCGUAUUUUAUGUGAAUCAAAAGAAAAGAUGGUAUUCAAAGGGGACAAUUAAUUACGUGAGCUCUACUAGCAGCAAGGAUCAUUGUAAGAGAUGGCAGUUAGCCGAGAGUUAUGAGCAGUGCCAUUCAAAGAGUUUGUCGUCUCUACGGAACGAAAGUCACUACGUUAGAUCGUCAAGUAUAAUAAGUGUUGCAGACUAUUUUACUCUAAAAUUAAACGGAGAAACUGCAAAGGAAAAUGAGGUUGUUAAUCAGAGGAGGUGUAGGUCAUCUGUUGAGGAUUUUAGCGUACCUGGAAAUGGUUUUCCUGCGGACGAAACGCGGUAUCUUUCAUCGCCUAAUAUAAUAUACCCAAGCUUUGACAAACCCUUGUCACAAGACGUCGAUGAGGACCUGAAUAUCAUUGAUGACGUUAGGGACGAAGGUAAAGUUGAUGAUAUCUCUUACGGAGGUAGAAUCACACACUCUGUUACAUGCACGCCUGCAACAGGCUUGCUACAAGUGUUCCAAAAAAUAGAUGACAUCAUCACUGUCUUCGUCUGUUCGUUCCCAGCUUGAUGACAAAUUGUUUGAAGAUUCAUGACUCAACAUGCACGCAACACCUAGUUGAAAAGAGGGUUUGAAAUGGAUUAACUGCAGACUACUGAUAUAUUUACCCGUGUUUUGAAUGACAACUGACGAAUAUCUUAAGUUCUUAACCUACUUAACUGCCGGGUAGCUCACAAACGAUGAAAGAGCAAUUUGAUAGCCGACAAGUGGCUUGAAUUUUAGCUGAAAAUUGACAUUCAAAGACACGUUUUGCAUUUGCAGGUGGAAGUGGAACAUGGCAACUAAAUGAUAGUUGCGACAAUCAACAGCAGCUGAACGUAACGGAAAAUGAAAGUUCAUUUCUCGACAUGGUAAGAAUCGAUUUUUGAUGAAAAUUCAUCUUUAACUUAUUUAUUUAAAAAAUUUUUGUUUUUCUCUUCACCCAGCUAAAAGACAUAUGGACUGAUAUUAAAGUCGAAAGUCAUCAUCAGAUUAUUGUGCCGCUAUUACUGCACACGGCAAAGACGUGUUUUCUUGAAUUUGGCGUGAAUUAA